AUGGCACCGAAGAAGGGCAGCAAGCGCGUUGCCGCAGCUGUGGGCGCGGCCGGCCGCCCAGGCAAGGCGGCGAGGCGCUCGCCCCAGGAGGAGCAGCUGCAUGCCGUGGCCCAGGCCCUCGCGGCCGCCGCGCUGCCCGACGGGUGCCGCGCCAUGCUUCUGGCGGUGCUCCCGACGAGCCUGGGCGCGCCGGCGGACGCGCGGCACGCCGUGCAGGCCCGCGUCGUCGACAUGGUCGGGGAGGCCCUGGCGAGGACGCUCGCGGACAGGGACGCGGCCGCGUCGAAGGCCACCGAGGAGGCAGCAGCGGCGGGGCGCCGCCAGGCAGAGCUUCAGGCUGCGCAGGCGGCGUCCGAGGGCGCCCGCGAGGACAGGGCCAAGGCCAUGCAGGACAAGAGGGCCGCCCUCAGCUCCGCCGACGCCACCCUGACCGAGGCGAAGGUCACGCUCGCAGGCAGGCAGAAGGCCGAGCUGGCCGCGAAGGAGGCAGAGGCGGCCAAGAUGACCGAGUGUGAGGCCUUCGACCUCCUGGUUGCUGAGCACCUUUGUCCCCUCAGGGAGGGCGCGUGGGAGGAGGGCGCGCUGUGUGGGCAGCAGCGCGUCGAGCAGCUGCAGCCCGCGCUGCAGAUCGCAGACCUCGACGCCUCGGUCAGGGCCUCGCUCGGCAGCUCGGGCUCCAAGAGGGCCUCCGAGCGCAGCGCCUUCGACACCCUGGUACUCGAGCAGGUUGCCACCAGCCUGUUCGAGAAGGCCGCCGCGCUCCGCAGGGAGCUCGCGGAGAGGGCGGCGGGCCUCGCCGAGGCGGGCGCGUGCGUGGCGGCGCAGGCCUCGGAGGUGGACACGGCGGAGGGGGCGGCGCAGGAGUGCAGGGCCGCCUUCGAGCAGGCCCUGGCCCAGCUGCACGAGAGCGAGGCCCAGGCCAAGGCCGCUGCGCAGGAGCUGCAGGCCUUCGCCGCGGAGGUCCAGAGGGCCUCGCAGGCCUCGGAGGCGGCCCACGGCAACCUCGAGCUCUUCCGGGCGGGCCCGCUCGCGGCCUACGAGGCGCUCCGGCACUUCGAUUCCAAGGGCGCCGAGGCGGCGAGGGCGGCCACGGCGGCGUCGAAAGAGACCCUCGCGUGCGUCACCGCGGGCGGCGCCUGA
This is a messenger RNA of Prorocentrum cordatum, 1140 nucleotides long. NCBI's taxonomy places the organism in Eukaryota, Dinophyceae, Prorocentrales, Prorocentraceae. The record is from the annotation of a GenBank genome assembly.